Messenger RNA from Trypanosoma conorhini, 747 nucleotides. RefSeq lists its product as uncharacterized. The record is from RefSeq and is a predicted model, not a curated record. The transcript has a single exon. Bases 1 to 747 code for a protein of 248 amino acids. Lineage: Eukaryota; Euglenozoa; Kinetoplastea; Trypanosomatida; Trypanosomatidae.
AUGCGCUCUUUGCUCACCGGCGGCCGACUGCGGGGCAUUUUGGGCACGACCGGUGCGAUGGGGCAGGGCGAGCAGCGGCUGCUGGGGGACGGCCACGACACCCUGAGCAUUGUUGAUCACACACGCUUGCUCCAUUCCGCCGUUUUUCGUGGGUUUUUUUUAUCUGGACAGCUGCGGGGCGUGGAGUCUGUUGGCGCGCAAGCGAACCUGAUGGUUCCCCUGUUUGGGGUGAACGGGAGUGAGUCUCAGCAGCGCGUUGAGAGGCGCGUGGUAGAUGUGUUUGAGGGCCUGCAAAGGCAGGAAGGAGGUCCGCUGUCUGCGUGCAUGAAUGCUGCGGUGCUGCUGGCUGUGCAGGGUGGCGCGUCGGCUGCUGGUGAUGGCGCGUCGCCGCUGAGGUUUGUGGUUCUCGACGUUCGUCCUCUGGCACCGAGUCUUCCCUUCACGUGGCACUUUACGUGGGCCGAGAUAUGUGCGCUGGGGCAGCUUGACACAGGGGCUGGCGCGGGCCAUGGGUCGGUGUCCCUCCCUGUUUUCAAAACGACGCGUGUUGCCGUGGCGUCGCUGGAGCCGUACGAUGCACUCUCGAGGGAGGCGUUUCCCGUGCUUAAUGGGUAUCUUCGCGGGGCCCGCCUGCGGCGUCGAGCGGUCAUGGACUCGACGAGGUUUACCGCCGCUGCUGCCGGCGCCGCCCUUGUGCUUGCUGCCGCGUUUGUAGGAAGACGUUACUUUGUGUCUUGCUCUGGGUGA